AUGGCCGGUGGAGUCAAGAAACCCAUCAACGUAUUCCGCUCUGGCGCCUUCAAGUCCAAGCACUUCCAGAAGCUCAUCCACUAUGACACGUUCUCCAAGUCGGAGCAGACCAACGUCAAGGCCAACAUUUCGUCCAUGGUUCUGAUGGGUUCGGUUGCCGGUUCGCUCUUCGCCUUCUUCGUCUGUGACCGCAUCGGUCGUCUCUGGGCCACUCGCCAACUCUGCGUCUGGUGGGUCGUCGGCAUGGCUAUGGUUCUCGGCAACAACGGCAACAUUGGUCUCGUGUACGCUGGUCGCUUCAUCGCCGGCUUUGGAAUUGGUCAAACCCCCGUUGUCGGCCCCGUCUACCUCGCUGAAAUCGCCCCGGCCUCUGUCCGUGGUCUCUGCACUUGUGUGUUCACUGGCAACGUCUACCUCGGUAUCAACCUCGCCUACUGGUCCAACUAUGGCGCUGAGCGCGGUCUUGGAUCGGACGUGGCGGCGCGCUGGAUGAUCCCGACAUCGUUGCACAUCAUGUUCGCGACGCUCAUUUUCACGCUUUCUUGGUUCCAGUACGAGUCGCCCCGUUACCUCGUCAAGAAGGACAGGAUCGAGGAGGCAACCCGCACUAUGAGCAAGAUCCGUCGCCUGCCAGAGGACCACCCCUACGUCGUCAACGAGAUCAGCGCCAUCAAGUUUGCCCACGACACUGAGGUCGCUGCUACUAAGGACAUGACGAUCUGGGGCAUGAUCAAGCAGACCCUCUCCAACAAGCAGAACCUCUUCCGUCUCUACCUCACGACCUCGGUCCAGUUCCUCUCCCAGUGGUCGGGUGCCGGCUCGAUCACAAUCUAUGCCGUCGACCUGUUUGAGAUUCUCGGCAUCACUGGCGGCGAGACCUCACUCCUUGUGACCGCUGUCUUUGGUCUCGUCAAGCUCUUUGCCGCCAUCCUCUGUGCCCUCUUCCUCGUCGACGUUAUUGGCCGCAAGCGCUCGCUGCUCAUCGGUAUCACGCUCCAGACCAUCUCGAUGCUCUACGUCGCUUCGUUCCUCACCUCCCAGCCCAAGCUCGGCGUCGACAAGAGCUACCACCUGCCUGCCAACAAGAAGGGCAUUUCCAUGGGCGCCAUCGCCAUGAUCUACAUCUCCGGUUUCGGCUGGGCCCUCGGCUGGAACUCGAUGCAGUACCUGCUCACCUCGGAGCUCUUCCCUCUCAACAUCCGUGCCGUCGCCACGUCUUGGGCCAUGGCUCUCCACUUCCUCAACCAGUACGCCAACGCGCGUGCCGUCCCCAACCUCCUCGAGCCGCUCUCGCACGGCGGCAUCACGCCGGCCGGCACCUUCUGGUCGUUUGCCUGCAUCACCAUCAUUGGUGGCGCGUGGGUGUGGUUCUUUGUGCCCGAGACUGCCGGCCGCUCGCUCGAGGACAUGGACAAGCUCUUCGAGCUCCCCUGGUACAAGAUUGGCCGCUACGGCAACGCGUUCGCCGACGAGCAGGACGAGAUCGAGCGCCACGCCGAGGACGAGAAGGCCGACAAGGCGCUCCACCUCGAGCACGCUGUGUCCAACACCACUGCCACGGUCCCUGCCCUCAGCAAGCAGAACGUCUAA
Molecule: messenger RNA, 1590 nt
Organism: Vanrija pseudolonga
Lineage: Eukaryota; Fungi; Basidiomycota; Tremellomycetes; Trichosporonales; Trichosporonaceae
Product: putative quinate permease
Exons: 4
Coding region: 1-1590 (529 amino acids)
Biological process (GO): carbohydrate transport; transmembrane transport
Cellular component (GO): membrane
Molecular function (GO): carbohydrate:proton symporter activity
Source: RefSeq, a predicted model, not a curated record